GGAAUGGUGGCCGCAGCAGCGCCAAGUAUGUAAAGUCGACGCCAUCCCACCACCCCUUCCACCUCUUACUCCGCCUCCCUUUUCCUUCGCUUGCUACAUCCCCCGAUAUCUCUGCCCCCUUUUAUGGUGUCUGUUCACGCCAAGGCAGCCCAAGGCGGCGGCGGACGAGAAGCAGCAGCGUCGUCGGUGGUCUUCUUCCCCCACGACCUCCCGGGCCUCUCCUCCAUGGCCCUCCCUGGCGCGGCCGGCCUCCUGACCCCCGCAGCUGCCGCUGCGGAGGACCCCAGCAAGAAGGUCCGGAAGCCCUACACCAUCACCAAGUCCCGCGAGAGCUGGACCGAGCAGGAGCACGACAAGUUCCUCGAAGCCCUCCAACUUUUUGACCGUGACUGGAAAAAGAUAGAAGCAUUUGUUGGCUCAAAGACUGUCAUCCAGAUAAGGAGCCAUGCACAGAAGUACUUUUUGAAGGUUCAGAAGACUGGUACAAGUGAUCAUGUACCUCCACCUCGGCCUAAGCGAAAAGCAUCUCAUCCAUAUCCACAGAAAGCACCUAAAAAUGCUUCACAGAUAUCUCAAGGCACUACUCCACUCCAGACUUCCUGUUUGCUUGAACCAGGCUAUACUUUUGCAAUAGAUACAUCUUCCACGCCCAGAAGCUCUACCGCAAAUGGGCCAAUGCCUUCUGGAGUUCACAAAUUGCAUCCUGUCAGUACAUCUCAUCUGACAACAGGUGGCGCAGGACCUUCUGGAGCAUUGGCGGUAAACAAUUGCUGCUCUAGCAGCGCGAUAAGUCGUACAACCUGGCCUAAUUGUGAUUUGGCUGAUCAAGAAAAUCAUGUCACAACUCUUCGUGUUAUGCCAGACUUUGCUCAGGUGUACAACUUUCUUGGAAGUGUCUUUGAUCCUAGCACUACUGGUCACCUGCAAAGACUGAAAGAGAUGGAUCCCAUUGAUGUUGAAACAGUGUUGUUGUUGAUGAGGAACUUAUCUAUCAACUUGAAUAGCCCCGACUUUGAAGCCCAUAGAAGGGUGCUCUCAUCAUGCAAUGAUGACAACGAGGAGGAUGCAAAAUCUGGUAUUGCUAAUAACAUAUCUAGAACUAGUGAAACUGUUGCUCCAUUUAUGGUUAAAGGUGAAUGAAUGUUAAUUGUACGUUGUACUUGAGUAUCUUUCAAGGCUGUGAAAAAAUUAGAGUGACGGUGCCAUUUCCAGUAUUAGCUUUGUCAAGACAGAAGCCUUGAUACCCAGAUAUGUGAGGCAAGAAGAUCAUUUGCAUCAGCGGAUCUUGUGCAGGGGGGGGGGGGGUGUGAGUUUUGUCUGUGUAUAUUACAUUUUUAUGAUCCAUGCAAGUUUUUGAUGGUUUUCUAGGUUCUGAAGAGAUAAGCCGUUCCCUACUGUAUCUAUUUCUAUGUUUCCUGAACUCUUUGUUCUUGAAGGAUACCUGACCCUAGAGAAUUGAGAUGCUAAAAUUAAUUGUUUAAGGUAUGAAUGAAGGUAAGUUGUAAGGAAUGCUGGACAUCUGCAAUAACAUAUUUUAUUGGCAUGUCA
Messenger RNA from Musa acuminata subsp. malaccensis (wild Malaysian banana), 1548 nucleotides. RefSeq names its product protein REVEILLE 3. Gene Ontology annotation, molecular function: DNA binding. NCBI's taxonomy places the organism in Eukaryota, Viridiplantae, Streptophyta, Magnoliopsida, Zingiberales, Musaceae. The record is from RefSeq and is a predicted model, not a curated record.